Messenger RNA from Candidozyma auris, 2046 nucleotides. It is a transcript of the gene TPO4, whose product is annotated as Tpo4p. Lineage: Eukaryota; Fungi; Ascomycota; Pichiomycetes; Serinales; Metschnikowiaceae. Bases 1 to 2046 code for a protein of 681 amino acids. The record is from RefSeq and is a predicted model, not a curated record. Gene Ontology annotation, biological process: transmembrane transport; spermine transport; spermidine transport. The transcript has a single exon. Gene Ontology annotation, cellular component: membrane. Gene Ontology annotation, molecular function: spermine transmembrane transporter activity; spermidine transmembrane transporter activity.
AUGCCAAUCUUCGGUACACUGAAACAGGACGAGGAGGCAUUGAGAGCUGCCGCUCAGCAAAGUCACAUUCAAGAAAGUGGCUCCCGCUACUCAUUGAAAACCACAUCGUCCGCAUACGAAACGGCUUCAGAAUUCACUAAUGAUGACCAACUGCAAGCAGAUGUCCAAAGUCACUCCGAUCGUUAUUCACUGGCUGUUGUGAGGGACCACGAGGAAUCUGCUGUUGACGAUGAAAGGAGAUCUACGCAAGGUACUGCAAUUCACACUGAAGAAGAGGAGGAAAGCAAGAUAAAUCACUACGAAGCUUCGGAUUAUCCGCAAAAUGGCAAUGUCGAUUAUACAAGCAUGACCGAGAAUGAGCUCAACCGCAUAGCUACUCAAUCCGAUACUCUUUCGCAUUUAGAAAGACAACUCUCUAGACCACGCUCAGAGGAAAAGCUCGUCAAUCCAAAAGACUUGGACUGGGAUGGUCCGGAUGAUAAAGAAAACCCGCAGAACUGGCCCGCCUGGAAAAAAUGGUUUGUCACAUUCACUGUUGCUAUUGACUGUCUCUGUAUAUCCUUGGGAUCCUCGCUUUACGUUGAAGCUGUUCCUGAAUUGCAGAUUCGCAUGGGAAUCAGCCAGACACUUGGUAUAUCAGGUUUGACAUUUUACCUUAUUGGCUUGGCUAUGGGCCCAGUCAUUGCUGCCCCAAUUUCUGAGAUCAUUGGUCGUCGCUGGAUCUACAUCAUUUCGUUGCCUCUUUCGAUGCUCUUCACCAUGGGAGUGGGACUAGCGAAGAAUAUUAGAACUGUUCUUGUAUUGAGAUUCUUUGCUGGCUACUUUGGAUCUCCACCAAUGUCCAUUGCUGGUGGUACCGUCUCUGAUUUAUGGGGCAACAAUCCUGCUGACAUGUCCAUUGCUAUGGCUCUUUUCUGUGUUGCCCCAUUUUUGGGUCCAGUCAUUGGCCCUAUUAUCGGCGGUUUCGCUGCUGAGCACAAGGGCUGGAAGUGGACUCAAUGGGUUUCUUUGAUGUUCUCCGGUGCCAUUUUGCCGUGCAUCUUAUUGUGCCCUGAAACUUUCAAGCCAGCCAUUUUGAAGAAGAGGGCAGAGAAGAGAGGUAUCAAGUUGAAUAAACCAAAGAUCACAUGGGAGUUUGUCAAGAUGGCCUUGACUAUGUUUCUCUUCAGGCCCGCUGAGAUGUUGGUGGUAGAGCCUAUUGUUUGCUUGACAUCCGUCUACAUUGCUUUCGUCUUUGCUGUGUUGUUCGGUUUCUUCGAGGCAUACCCUAUCAUCUUCAGAGGCAUCUAUGAAAUUGGAGUUGGCCCUUCAGGAUUGCCAUUCAUUGGUGUAGGUGUUGGUUUGAUCUUGGGUGUACUCUGCUACAUCGUUUUUGAUCACAUCAAGUUUUUCCCUAAGAAUCCUGAUGGAACUAGAGGAAAGUUUGACGAGGAAGGUAAGCCAGUCUGGGAUGCCCCGGAAAGCAGAUUGAUUGUCGCCGAAGUUGGCGCAAUCUUCUUGCCAAUUGCUUUGUUCUGGUUGGCGUGGACUGCGAGAAAGUCGGUUCACUGGAUUGCUCCAACCUUGGCUGGUAUACCAUUCGGUUUCGGUUUAAUUUGGGUUUUCUUCGGUAUCGUUCUUUACUACUCCUUAUCAUUCCCACCGCAGUUUGUCGCCUCCGCAUUGGCUGCUAACAACUUGUUGCGUUACCUUUUGGCCUCAGUCUUCCCGUUGUUCAUCUUCCAAAUGUAUCAAAGAUUGCACGUUGACUGGGCCACUUCCACCUUUGCUUUUAUUGCAUUGGCUAUGGUUCCAAUUCCUUUCGCAUUCCACAAGUGGGGCCUGAGGAUCAGACAGAGUUCCAAGUAUGGCUACGCGGCAUACUUCAAGAUGCUUGCAGCUGAGAAAGAAGCUAGAGAACGUGAGCGCUCCACUACACAACAAGAGCCAGCCAAGGAGAUUUCUACUGAUAGUGAUGAAAACCAAAGGGAUAGUGUCGCCACGCCAUUUGAGCAAUCCCCAAAGAGGGAUGUCGAGAAGGAGAACCGUCUCGCAGAAGUUGUUUGA